AUGGCCGCGAGCCUUAAUCUAAGCCGCUCGUCGCCGUUCGGAUCGUUGGAGGAGAUGUCAAACCGGCGCACAUUUGCCUACCUGAUCGCGACCCUGAAUGCGUCACACCCAGACUACGACUUCUCGCACGUCCUCCGACCGGCCGACUUCAAGCGCGAGCGCGUGCUGCGCCGCGUCAUGGGACAGAUCGAUAGCACGCUGAGCAGCGUGCGGCCCAACUCGACCCUCCUCGAUGUUGCCGCGCCGCGCAGCUCUCCCGCGAAGCCAACCGACUUUAACACGGGUAUCUCGAACGCGCCGGCAUGGGGCCCGCAGAUGUGGGCUAUGGUCGACAAGGAGAUGAUGCUCAAGGACUGCACCGUCUUCUCGUACCAGCCCGCCGACGACCCGUUCGACGAGGAGGAGGGCGCCAUCUGGGCGCUGCAUUACUUCUUCUUCAACAAGGCGCUCAAGCGCGUGUGCUACCUCUACGUGCGGGGCGUGCCCGUCAUGAGCCACAGCCCGCGGAUGACGGCGCACACGGCCAUAGCGCGGAACAUUCACAGCCUGUCGACCUACAGCGACGACGACAUGAACGACAACGACAUGAGCGAUGACGUGGGCGCGAACAAGCGCGCACGGUACUGGCUCGGGGACAAGUUCGCCGAGCGCAUCACGGCGAGUGAUGACGAGUUGGACGACGGGUUGGUGUGGAAUCGCGACGCAGACGGCGAUGUCAAUUUCCAAUACGACGUAGAGGACGACGACAGUUUCCCUGGAGACGAAGAGCGUGAGGGAGACCAGAGCUAUGGAGAUUGGAGGAGGAGCAAGAGCCCAGUGAGAGGGGUUAGCGAGGAUAUUGCUUCGAGAAUGGAGCUCGACGUUUGA
This is a messenger RNA of Chaetomium globosum CBS 148.51, 867 nucleotides long. RefSeq lists its product as uncharacterized. The record is from RefSeq and is a predicted model, not a curated record. Gene Ontology annotation, molecular function: RNA polymerase III core binding. The coding region runs from base 1 to 867 and encodes 288 amino acids. Gene Ontology annotation, cellular component: nucleus. Gene Ontology annotation, biological process: negative regulation of transcription by RNA polymerase III. The transcript has a single exon. Lineage: Eukaryota; Fungi; Ascomycota; Sordariomycetes; Sordariales; Chaetomiaceae.